AUGGAGAGGAUGGUCAACCGCCGGCUCCGUGAAAAAUGGGAAGCAGAUGGAAGAUUCGGCUUCCAACAGCACGCCUUUCACCCAGGGUAUGGCACCAGCACAUACUUUGCGAACCUGGGCAGUGUGCUCCACAGCGCGUUUAACGAAGGCAAGUAUGUUGACCUGGUUUCGCUGGACAUUGCCAAAGCCUUCAGCAGCACCUGGACCCCCCUGGUCCUCAACAAAUUACAAGAAUGGAGCAUCACUGGCAACAUGCUUGCCUUUAUCAAAAACUUCUUGACCGGUAGGACCUUCACGGUCCUCAUUGGCGGCUCUGCAUCCGGAGAGUAUGCCGAGGAAACUGAGGUCCCCCUGAGAACGGAAUCUUCGGCAUACUACCGGCCAACGUCUACCUUUUCGUCUACGCCGACGACAUCCUCCUGGUUGUCGUGA
Armigeres subalbatus is the source of this 432-nucleotide messenger RNA. RefSeq lists its product as uncharacterized. The transcript has a single exon. The record is from RefSeq and is a predicted model, not a curated record. The coding region runs from base 1 to 432 and encodes 143 amino acids. NCBI's taxonomy places the organism in Eukaryota, Metazoa, Arthropoda, Insecta, Diptera, Culicidae.